Messenger RNA from Echinococcus granulosus, 180 nucleotides. RefSeq lists its product as hypothetical. The transcript has 2 exons. Lineage: Eukaryota; Metazoa; Platyhelminthes; Cestoda; Cyclophyllidea; Taeniidae. The record is from RefSeq and is a predicted model, not a curated record. Bases 1 to 180 code for a protein of 59 amino acids.
AUGUGCAUGGAGCCGACCUGGUUAGCUUCCACCAAGACCUUCUCCUCCCAGUUGAUAGAGAGUGAGGAUGCCAAACUGGUGGUGAUGAUGAAAAGGAAGAUUAUCCUAGUUUUUUUGCCUGAUGUCACGGAAGUGAAGCUUCAGCUCCGGGUGGGCGAUGAUGUGAAGUCUCUCAACUGA